AUGAUAAGCUGGAGCUUCAAGGGAGGCAGGGUGAAUACUAUUACCCGGGGUAUGGUUCGGGAUGGUAUCAAUUUUAGUAAACGUGGCAAGCAUGUGUUCAACAUAAGCCGUCUGGUCGAGUGUAACAGAGGAAGGAGAUUGACGAAUACUGAAACCUACAAGGUGGCGAACCAAACCCAGAUUCUUGCGAGAGUAGUGAAGACUGAGGGCACGGUAAAGCCAGAGCUCAAGUCUAGACAUGCAAGUUACGGCAGGUACAAUUUCAUCAACAUAGAUGAGAAGUAA
This is a messenger RNA of Sphaeroforma arctica JP610, 285 nucleotides long. RefSeq lists its product as hypothetical. The transcript has a single exon. NCBI's taxonomy places the organism in Eukaryota, Ichthyosporea, Ichthyophonida. Bases 1 to 285 code for a protein of 94 amino acids. The record is from RefSeq and is a predicted model, not a curated record.